AUGAUAUGCGAGGAAGCAUAUCAUCAGCAACCACAAGGACAGAUCACGGAGCAAAUGAUGACGAUGAUGAUGGUGGAUCAACAUCAUAAUCACCAAACGAGGAAAUCACCAUUAUCUUCUCCUAAAUCACCAUCAUCAUCACCUAAAUCACCAUCAUUCAACAGCAUUAGCAACGACGAAGAGAGGUUAGAGGUUGUGAAUUUGAGUGGUAUGGCAUUAGAGUCUCUCCCUAAUCCUUCACUCAAUCUAGCUCAAAUCUGCAAGCUUGAUCUCUCCAAUAAUCAUCUCCAGACCAUACCAGAAUCAUUAACAGCGAGACUGCUCAACUUGAUAGCCUUAGAUGUUCACUCGAAUCAGAUCAAAGCUCUUCCAAACUCCAUUGGUUGUCUCUCCAAGCUCAAGUGCCUCAACGUCUCCGGCAACUUUCUUGUUUUCCUCCCCAAAUCUAUCCAACAUUGCAGGUCACUGGAAGAGCUUAACGCAAACUUCAACAAACUCAUCAGAUUACCAGACUCAAUUGGAUUCGAACUCACCAAUCUAAGGAAGCUCUCCGUCAACUCCAACAAGCUCAUUAGCCUCCCGCUCUCCAUUACUCACCUAACCUCUCUCCGUGUCCUCGACGCUCGUCUUAACUGCCUCAUGAUCCUCCCGGAUGAUCUCGAGAACCUCAUCAACCUCGAGAUCCUCAAUGUCAGCCAGAACUUCCAGUACCUCUCCACCCUCCCUGCUUCUAUCGGCCUACUAAUGAACCUCGUCGAGCUCGAUGUCAGCUACAACAAGAUCACUGUCUUGCCUGAGUCCAUCGGCUGCAUGAGACGGCUGAGGAAGCUGAGUGUUGAAGGAAACCCGCUCGUGUCCCCGCCCGUCGAGGUGAUGGAGCAGAGUUUGCAGGUGGUGAGGGAGUAUCUGACACAGAAGAUGAACGGUAGUGGCUCACCAAGGAGUCCCGGCAAGAAGAAGUCGUGGGGGUUCGGUAAACUGGUGAAGUAUGGGACUUUCAAUGGCGGAUCAAGAAGCUGGAACAGGGAAGAGAGAGAAGGGUUCAUCAUGCCUGAGUACCGUUCCAUCGACAGUCUUGCUUCGCCUAGGUAUUCUGGAAUGUUCUCCCCACGUCGUCUCUUUUCUCCAAGAACCUAUUUCAGCCGAUAA
Thlaspi arvense is the source of this 1149-nucleotide messenger RNA. The record is from the annotation of a GenBank genome assembly. NCBI's taxonomy places the organism in Eukaryota, Viridiplantae, Streptophyta, Magnoliopsida, Brassicales, Brassicaceae.